GAGUCAAUAGUAAAUCCCCUGGCUCAGAGACUGCACACGGUCUUCAUUCUCAUCUGAAAAGUGUCUGUAUUUAGAAAAUACUUGAGAAGUUGAGUCUAAAUUUGGAAUAAAAUUCAAAUGUGGCUUCGAAAGACAGAUAAGUUUCUAUAAAAGGAAUAUUUUAGCCAUCUUAUCAUCGAUCAUUGAUAAAUAUAUUUCAAAUAAGACAAACACGGCCCUUCAAAUUCCAAAUCUAGGACCACUGAUAUAUUUUGUAUUGGUUAACUCCGCCUCUUGGGCAUGCGCAGUACGUGGGAAAAACAGCCCAAUUUUAUGAAUAAAAAAUGAUACUAUGUGUUCGGUGGUUUAAAUCGCAUGAGUACUUUCUGAAGGUAACAGAUUCAAAGCAAUAAGUACGAGACGGAUAUUUCUUAUUGUUUAUGACAACAUGAUACUUUUCAUUUUAACUGGAGUUAUUCUUGCCCUGUCACUUUUCAAAUAUUUUGUCUAUCAUUUUCAAACAUUUGAGAGGCUCGGAAUCCCUGGACCAAAACCGACUCUUUUCCUCGGCAACCUCCCAGAAAUUCUGAAAAAGGGACAGUUACAGGCUAUCAUUGACUGGAGAAAAGAGUAUGGGCGAGUGUUUGGAUACUUUGAAGGCUACACCCCAGUUAUUUCUGUAAGCGACCCAGAGCUGCUCAAGGAAGUUUUGGUAAAGGACUUCGAGAACUUCCAAUCAAGAAAGCCUUUUCCGUUGGCUCCUCGCAAAAGCUUAGGAUUGUUCUUGGAGAAUGGACACCAAUGGAAGCGAAGCAGGACUUUAUUGACCCCUGCCUUCAGUGCUGGGAAACUGAAACAGAUGUUCGGAAUCAUGAAUGAAUGUACUGACCACUUCCUGGAGAACAUGGAGAAAAAAGCCAAGACUUCCAAAAAACUUGACAUAUAUGACCUUUACCAGUGCCUGACUUUGGAUGUCAUCGGUCGAUGUGCUUUUGGAUUACGUACAAACGCCCAGGUUGAUGAGGAAGAUCCUUUCUUGACCAAUGUUAGAAGUCUAUUCAACCGACUCAGCAAAACCAUGAUUCUUCCAGCAGUCAUGCUGAUUCCUUUUCUCCAGUACUUUGUUUUUGCUCUUAAGAACAUCGUAGUCCUAUUUGGGAUGAACCCAGUAGUAUGGAUUAGGCUGAAGAUGAAGGAGAUUAUUGAAAUUAGGAAGGAAAUGGGGGCAAAUGCAAGUACCUUUGACUUGGUUCAGCAAAUGCUCUUCUCGAAAGUCAAGGAUGGAAGUAGUGCUUUCAGUGAGAGGGAGAUUGUGGCACAGAGUAUGACCUUCCUUUUGGCGGGAUACGAAACCACCAGUACAGUUUUAGCAUUCCUGAGUCACGUGCUGGCCCACAACCCACACAGUCAAAAGAAGUUGGCAGAAGAAAUUGACUCCAUUAUUGGAGAGAAUGAAGUCAGUUAUGAAAACGUGAAAGAACUACCUUAUUUCGACAUGGUCUUUGACGAAGUUUGCAGACUCUAUCCAACAGCAUCAUUAAUUGUGACGAGACAAGCCAAAGAAACAGCUACCUAUAAUGGGAUUACUAUUCCUGCUGGAAUGAAUGUACAAGCUGAUGUUUGGGGUCUCCAUCAUGACAAGGAAUUCUGGGAUCAACCCUCUGUUUUCAACCCUGAGAGAUUCACAAAAGAAAAUAAACAACAUAUCAAACCAUACUCCUUUUUGCCAUUUGGUGCUGGUCCAAGAAGCUGUAUUGGUUCACGAUUUGCCAUGCUGGAAACAAAGAUCGCAAUGGUCCGAAUUCUGAAGCAGUUCUCAUUCAAACCUUGUGAUGCAUCUAAAGCAAUAGAACUGGAAUGUAGAGGUGCAAUUGUCCCUAAGAAUGGCAUUGAUGUUCUGGUUGAAAGCAGAAAAUGGUCGGGUAAACUAUGUCGUUACAGUUGAAGGAAGUUAUAAAAACUAAUGAGAACAACAGAGACACCCCUUUCUCUGUGAGUGCGGAAUUCUUCGUAACAAACGAAAAUUUUGCAUCAGUUGUCCGAAACUUCCAAACAGUGUGGAUAACAACGCACCAUUUCGCCAUUUGUUCCGAGGACCUUUCAGUGCAAAGGUGAAAAGCUGAACUGUGAUAUAAAGAAUAUGACAAACAAUACAACAUAUCCAUGGAAAGUGAAAUUACUAUAACGUGAAUAAAGAUUCCUGAAAGUGAAAGACGAGAGAGGAUACACAUAAUAUAGUUUCCUGUGCACUUUCCUUUUAUAAACUGUGAAAUAAGUUACUGUGAUAUAUUGUUGAAUAUUACUUGUUAAGUUUAAAUUAUGACAUGGUUGUAUAAUAAAGGUAAUGAAAAUUGAUAGAAGUUUAAGUGUGCUUAUAUAUGAGUUGUAGUGAUGUAUCAACAAGUGACGGAGUAAAGGCAAAACCAAUUCAUCUAGUCAUGUAUUUAUGACACGGUUAUCCAGGAAUCUAACAAAUGUAAAAUGUUAAAACUUUUUCAGAAUAUCUAAA
Molecule: messenger RNA, 2488 nt
Organism: Saccostrea cuccullata (small rock oyster)
Lineage: Eukaryota; Metazoa; Mollusca; Bivalvia; Ostreida; Ostreidae
Product: cytochrome P450 3A4-like
Exons: 11
Coding region: 428-1924 (498 amino acids)
Molecular function (GO): oxidoreductase activity, acting on paired donors, with incorporation or reduction of molecular oxygen; steroid hydroxylase activity; heme binding
Source: RefSeq, a predicted model, not a curated record